AGCAGUGGUCGGACCACAGUCUUACACGCAGUUGACAGCCACAACUACGCAGCUCUUCACAUGGUCUUGGAAGCCGGCGCGAAUCCCAACCCUGGGAUCCUGGAGGGCUUGUAUCGCAGCAGCCCGCUCACGUCAGCCAGCCUCGGCGGUUUGACGGAGAUGGCCCAUUUGCUCAUAGUAAAUGGCGCCACAAUAGACACGCAAUCCGCAAGGUCGGCGGCGCUAUUGCGUACGACGAUUAUCUAUACUGAGCACGAGAUUUAACGCAAAUUUGUAGACAAGUGCCAGGGUGACUGUUUGAGGUAACUCAAGUCUCAAGCUGCUGCCUGUAAUUGCCCGAUAUGCGGACGAACAAGCCAUGUUGAUCCUCGCUACGUCCGGCCAGUUUCUGCAAAUUCUCGAUCACGACUAUGAUGAUCCAAAUUCGAGACAUCUUAGAGCAGAGGGG
Colletotrichum godetiae is the source of this 448-nucleotide messenger RNA. RefSeq lists its product as uncharacterized. The coding region runs from base 61 to 264 and encodes 67 amino acids. The transcript has a single exon. NCBI's taxonomy places the organism in Eukaryota, Fungi, Ascomycota, Sordariomycetes, Glomerellales, Glomerellaceae. The record is from RefSeq and is a predicted model, not a curated record.